Messenger RNA from Lontra canadensis (Northern American river otter), 1287 nucleotides. Its product is annotated as SLAM family member 9-like. The transcript has 6 exons. The coding region runs from base 14 to 1087 and encodes 357 amino acids. Lineage: Eukaryota; Metazoa; Chordata; Mammalia; Carnivora; Mustelidae. The record is from RefSeq and is a predicted model, not a curated record.
GAGGCGGCCGGCCAUGGGUGCCUGCUCAGAAGACGCCCACCUGUGCGGGGCCUCCUGGCUCCUGCAUGUCACCAGCCUCCUCCUCAGUGUCUGCAGCGCUGUGACCCAGAGUCCUGGAGCCCGUGGGUCUGCUCUGGACGAUUCUGGAAACCCUGUUCCUCUGAAGGGGACUCUGGGAGCUUCUGUGUUGUUUCACAUGAUUAAAAAUCCAGAAUUACCUCCAGGAGCCAAGCUGGAGAGUAUUACUUGGGGCAUUAUAAAUCAAAAAAUCUACACACCCGUACUACAAGUUAGUCCAGGGGGAGAUGUUCUACGAUGGGUCAACUUCCAGGACAAGUUCCAGAAGAGGGUCCACGUGCUCAACACAACGACCCUGAGGAUUGACAACCUGACCCCUGAGGACAGUGGGCUGUACCGGGCUCAAGAGUCCUAUACGAGAGGAAGACAAUAUGACCAGGAUUUCCACCUGACGGUCUAUGAGCCUGUGCCCCUUCCCCAGAUCCAGACCACGGAUCUGUCCCUCACACCAGGCUGGUGCAACCUCACCUUGGAGUGUGUCCUUACGAGAACCAGGGAGGACCUGACGGUGUCCUGGGAGAGCAAGGGUCUCCCCAGGGAGCUGGAGCAGAGACCGGCCCCAGGACCAUCCCCCAACCCCUGGACACUGGCUGUGAACCUGCCCCUGAGUCGGCCCAGAACCAGCAUCACCUGUGUGGUCAGCAACCAGGGGGACCAGAAAACUGUCACCCUGGAACUUGGGGACGUCUGUGAUCAUGGACAGACCAGUGCUGCCCACUUGCGAAACAUCCUGGUGCCUGUUGUGGCCGUGCUGCUGAUCCUCAGAGCUGGGCUGUACCUUUGGAAGAAACAUGGGAAUAAGAAGACCAUGGAGCCUGGGAGAGGGACAGGAUCACAGGAGGAGACCAGGGACCCAGAUGGUGGCAUCCACUAUGCAGAGCUGAGCCAGCAGGAGUCUGGAGACCACAGGGACAAGGGUAGGGGAGAACCACAUCUAGAAGAGGAGAACUCUCUCUCUACUGUCUACAGUGAGGUCCGCAGGCCAGGCCAGGACAUGACCAUGAUUUAAUGGGAAGAAGCAUGAGACUCCCACCCUGGGGACCCCUGUCUCGUGAGUAUGAUGCCCACAGCUCUGGUCCUGCCUCUUCCACCUCCGAUGGCUCUGAGCAGGACUGGUUGGAUCCAGCAGUUCUUUCUGUGCUAAAUCCUUGUGCACAAGCUCCCCGUGAGACACACACUGGUAGAUCGGGGGAAACUGAGUAAAUAAAU